GUCGAAAAUCGAUUAAGUGCAACACGUCUAAAGUUAGUAAAGCUAAGACUGGCCAUGAACUUUGAAUAUCACAGAAUAUCACGUGCGUCACGAUAUAAAAGCACGUUAACUUAGGGCACUGAAAUUCGUCAAAUUUACACCAGUGACCUCGCUAAUCAGUUCACUUUGUGACGUAACAAAACUAUUUUAUUCCAUAUUCUCACGCAAUUUUCAACGGACUAUUGUAAAAAUGUCGAUGAACGCUGCCAGGGCAAUUCUAAAACAGGGGAAAAGCGUUCUACUAAUAUGCGAUGUUCAAGAAAGAUUCGCUAAAGUCAUGUACGAAUUUGAGAAUGUCACGAAAAACUCGGUAAAAUUGAUAAAUGCAUUACAACUUUUAAAUGUGCCCAUGAUCGUUUCUGAGCAAAAUCCAAAGGCUUUGGGCAAAACAAUUCCCCAAUUUGAUAUAUCUAAGGCUAUGGGACCAUUCGAGAAGACUCAAUUUAGCAUGUGUACUCCUGAAAUCAACAAAGCACUCUCUACUAUUUGUUCUGGUCAAAAACCAGAUUCAAUUAUUCUUAUUGGAUUGGAAACACAUGUAUGCGUAGAGAAUACGGCUAUUGACCUAAGACAAAGUGGAUAUGAAGUACAUACUGUAGCAGAUUGCUGUACUUCACGUACUCAAGAAGAUAGAUUACUGGCCUUGGAGAGGAUGAGAGAAAUAGGAUGUCAUAUAGCUACUUCAGAGAAUAUUAUUUUUAAAUUGCUGGCAGAUGCAAAACACAAGGAAUUUAAGAAUGUUCAAAGUUUGAUAAAGACUCCAACACAAUGUACAAAUCUAGUUCCUCUUGCAAAAAUAUAA
This is a messenger RNA of Eufriesea mexicana, 841 nucleotides long. RefSeq names its product isochorismatase domain-containing protein 2. The record is from RefSeq and is a predicted model, not a curated record. The transcript has 4 exons. The coding region runs from base 230 to 841 and encodes 203 amino acids. NCBI's taxonomy places the organism in Eukaryota, Metazoa, Arthropoda, Insecta, Hymenoptera, Apidae.